This is a messenger RNA of Entamoeba invadens IP1, 1611 nucleotides long. RefSeq lists its product as hypothetical. The record is from RefSeq and is a predicted model, not a curated record. The transcript has a single exon. The coding region runs from base 1 to 1611 and encodes 536 amino acids. Lineage: Eukaryota; Evosea; Mastigamoebida; Endamoebidae.
AUGUCAACAACUUCUUUUCCCAAACCAGCCGUGACAGAGUUGUUUCUUCAAAUGUUUUCCCUUCGCGCGCUCAUUCCACAGGCGUUCUCUCCAAUUAUACAGGAAAUAGAAAAUGCGACAAGAUGUUCUGUUGAAAAUGUUCAAAGUGAUUUUUAUGCCACAGGAUCUUUAAUUUAUAACUUUUGCAUAUCAUUAGCAACACUUGCAGACUUAGCUAGAGACGAUCAAUACGUCAAAACCACUUUAUUAGAUUCUUUGACCCGUCACAGGGUGUCGUAUGUCCAACCGCCUCAAAACAAAACCACACUGUUUAUCACUUUUUAUGAAGCUUUUAAUGGAUGUGAGAAGACCAUCAAUAUUCAAGGUGUUGAGUACACAUUUAUAAUUCCUAAAUAUAGUAUCAACGGAGUAAUUCUUCAAAUUCAAAACCAAACGGUAGAAGUUGAGGUAUUGCCCGAUUCGACAUAUACGGUGUUUGAUAAUGGAGUCUUUGUAUCCACUGACUUAAGUCAACAUUUACAAAUGUUUUCAAUAACAUUACCCGAUGAGACUGCACAUAAAAUAGCACGAAGUUAUAUCGAACAACUUGGAUCUGUUGAAAUAGAAGGGUAUCCGUUUAAAAUUCACGUUGUUGCGUUAAACCCUAAUGAAUUACAUAAAGCAGCUUUUGAUGGUAAAAUAGAACAACUUACAGGAAAGACAGUAGUGUUCAGAAAAUGGGAUUUGACAUUGUUAAAGGCGCCCUCCUUUUUGAGGAGAGAAGUCUCAAAACAAAUACUUAUGACGUUCAACGUGCAAAAAACAAAUCACAUCGAAUCCUUUGAAAUUAAUGAAGAGAACAUGGACGUUGCAUUGAAAUUUGCGGAUCACACGAGUGCAGUUACGCUCUCGCACGCAUUAAAAUACCCAAAUCAAACAUUUGUGAUACCUCAGGCAGACAAAACGAUCUUUAUCUCAACACUGACACCUCAUCGCGUCACACGAUAUGACAUUAAAGUGCCUUUGCCGAUCAUGUGCGAAGGAGGGGUUGUUGACGUCGACAAACUCGGGAUCAAGUUGAAAGUCCCGAAGAGAACAAAGCCAGGGAGUACAUUAAUUCAUAAGAAAGACAAUGACAUUUUUGUGAUUCAAGUCGACGAGAUGCAAAGUGGGUUUUUCAUCAAAGGGGAAGAUGUCUUGACAAGUGUGGAGUUACCUGAAAGUUCUAAAGAAACAAAUUUUGAAGUGAAGGUGGUGACGUUAAAUGGAAAGUUAGUGAAUGUCCAUGGAAAUUUAACUAAAGUCCUUCGAAUAGUUGGAGGUGGAAUUCCUUUGGAAAAUGGAUAUGGGGACCUUGUGAUCACUUUCACACCAAAAGGACAAAUUUUGAGAGAAAAAGAGUACUACCAAAUUGCUAAAUACGUGACAAAAAUCUCCAUCUGUAACAAAGAAUUUGUACAAAAAGAAAAACAAUUUGUGGACGGAAGUGUUAUCCCCAAGAUUUAUAGAAUACCAAAAAACUUAAACGCUAACGCGAAGAAAAGAAAUUAUUUUGUGAGGUUCCCGGGUGAUGGCGAUGUGAGGGACGGCUUUGUCACAGACUUGGUGUUCGAAGUCGUACCAAGAGAUUGA